This is a messenger RNA of Rhinolophus ferrumequinum (greater horseshoe bat), 702 nucleotides long. Its product is annotated as activated RNA polymerase II transcriptional coactivator p15-like. The coding region runs from base 59 to 442 and encodes 127 amino acids. The transcript has a single exon. Gene Ontology annotation, biological process: positive regulation of transcription initiation by RNA polymerase II. Gene Ontology annotation, molecular function: transcription coactivator activity; DNA binding. Lineage: Eukaryota; Metazoa; Chordata; Mammalia; Chiroptera; Rhinolophidae. The record is from RefSeq and is a predicted model, not a curated record. Gene Ontology annotation, cellular component: transcription regulator complex; nucleus.
GUUGUCUGUCAGUCGCGAGCGAGCGAGCACUAGGUUGUUAGACUGCAGGAACGGAGCAAUGCCUAAAUCAAAGGAACUUGUUUCUUCAAGCUCUUCUGGCAGCGAUUCUGACAGUGAAGUUGACAAAAAGUUAAAGAGGAAAAAGCAAGUUACUCCAGAAAAACCUGUAAAGAAGCAAAAAACUGGUGAAACUUCAAGAGCCCUGGCAUCUUCUAAGCAGAGUAGCCGCAGCAGAGAUGAUAACAUGUUUCAGAUUGGAAAGAUGAGGUACGUCAGCGUUCGAGACUUUAAAGGGAAAGUCCUAAUUGAUAUUAGAGAAUAUUGGAUGGAUCCAGAGGGUGAAAUGAAACCAGGAAGAAAAGGUAUUUCUUUAAAUCCUGAGCAGUGGAGCCAGCUGAAGGAACAGAUUUCUGACAUUGAUGAUGCAGUAAGAAAACUGUAAAAUCAGAGCCAUAUAAAACCUAUGUUCUAGUUGUUUUAAUCUGUCUUUUUACAUUGGCUUUUGUUUUCUAAACGUUGUUUUCCAAGCUAUUGUAUAUUUGGAUUGCAGAAGACUUUGUAAGAAUACUUUUUUUUAAUGUUCAUUAUUAAAAAUGUUCUGAAUGAAAUUAAUUGUCAACUUUAUUAAGGAAGAUUUCUUUGUGCCCACCACCUAGUGUAAAAUAAAAUCAAGUAAUACAAUCUUAAAAAAAAAAAAAAAAA